Anopheles marshallii is the source of this 2144-nucleotide messenger RNA. It is a transcript of the gene qtc, whose product is annotated as protein quick-to-court. The coding region runs from base 1 to 2118 and encodes 705 amino acids. The transcript is spliced from 5 exons. Lineage: Eukaryota; Metazoa; Arthropoda; Insecta; Diptera; Culicidae. The record is from RefSeq and is a predicted model, not a curated record.
AUGUCGUCGAAACCGGUAACGCCGGUAUCGCAGCGCCGUCCGUAUCCUGGCGAAAAUGAAAACACCCGGAUCCCGCAACCCUUCUGCCGGUCCUAUUCGCUGCGCAUGCGCACCAGCCGGAGCUUCCAUGACUACCAACAUUACCGGAGCGAGUGCUGCGAGUGCGAUUGUGAUGGUACGCAGCAACAGCAGCUGGGCAACCAUCCAAGCAAUCUAGUCAUGCAAGGAUCGGGCGUGAAGACGAAAAAUACGACCGCCGUAUUGCACGGAGGUAGUAAAUCGAUUUCCCAUGGCCACCACCAUCAGCAGCAGCAACGUUCACCAACGAUGGCCACUUCGAAUCCUGCCACGGACGGUCACGAUGCGGUAGAUUCAUUCGCCGUUCCAACCAGCACCGGGAAGGAUGGUCCCAUACCGAACGGUGUAAUACCGCACGGCGGCACCAGUGAUGGCGGUCAUACACCGCACGGCCACUGCAUCACAUCAACGUCCCCGGCCGGGCUGUGCAAAGCGAAGGGAACGUGCCAGCAGCUGAAACAGCCGCCCAGCAUCAUCAGCUGCCAGCAGAAGCAGCAUGAACGUGGCAUGUCUUUGAAUUUAAUCAACUCUGGACACAGUAGCAGCAGUCAAAGAACGCCGCGAACUCCGCAAACACCGAACGGAGGGCCUGGUAUAGGAUUACAACGCCAAGGUGGUGGAACAGGUGGAGGCCUUAGUCCAAAGACGCCACCCGUUUCGCCGGAAUCACCAAUCAACAGCUAUUUGGAUGAUGAUCUAGAUUCCCUGCACAGCUACAGCUCGGUGGCGAGUGGCAUGUCGUGUGAUCAUCCGUACGUGGCACGCAACGGAACCACCUUCAGUGGUCGCAAGAUGAAGUACGUGGUACACUGCUCCAGCCAUGCCGGACAAACCGGGGGCGACUAUCUGACACCGACGCAGCGCGCCCAGCGUCAGAUACGGCGGCUCAAGGAGCUGCUAUCGCAGGCUCGGUGCGAUCUGGAGCAGCGUGACAGCGAGAUCCUGCGGCUCACGAAGGAGGUGGUAGAGCUGCGACUGUUCAAAGCAUCGCUUAGCUCCCCGGAGGAGCGUAGCAACUCGAGCGAUGCGGUAACGGUGCGGGAAAACACCACGAACGAUGUGAAUACGCCCAGCUCGAGCCAGGACAUUUCGCCCAUCGUCGAUCAGAUCGACGAGGGCGUUGCGAAGGCGAGUCCACGGCACCAUCAUCACCAUAUGCAGGCAGGCAUCCAUCAGGUGCAGUUCAUCGACAAGCUGUCGACGUCCGAGAUGCAAAGCUCGUUUGCCGAUUCGGGUCAUUUCGAAGACAUUACGACGUCCUCGAUCCACUCGAAGGAUUCGUACGUACACACGCAGGACCGUGCGUGCGGAAGCGACGAGGAUAUGGACGCGGAGAAGAAUCGCCUCAUCGCGCUGUACGAGGAACGCAUCGAGGAGCUGAUCAAGCAGCACCAGACGGAAGAGCAGCAGCUACGAACGUCAAACAAUGAUCGGUUCGAGGUACUGCUGCAGAAGCUGGCCGAGUCCAACACACGCUACUGUGACUUGGUGCCGGACUACGAGCAAGCGAAAGAGCGCAUUCGGGAUCUAGAGAAGCAGCUGGAAAAGCUGCAAGCUCAACUGCAGGAGCAGGAGGAUAAGGCGAACAAGAUGUAUCUGCAUAUGUACACCAAGGGACAGGAGGCUGAACGGCAGGAACAAGCCGACCGUGUUAGUGACAUGGCUCACGCUUCUCCGAGUCGCGUUUCUAUCCCAGAACUGAUGCAGCAGCUCCAGGUUACGCAGGAUGAACUGGAAAACAUUAGGGAUACGAACUAUCAGCAAGAAAAUGGCGGUACGCAGGUUUUACUGAGCGCAAAAGAAGCAAUCUCACUCUGGCUUCUCGGUGCCCGUAAGACCAUGUACAAGCGGUUGAUUGACGCCCAGCAGACGAAAAACAAAGUCGAUCCCGAGGUGACGCUGCAGUUCCUGAAAAGCGCGAUCUACUACUUUCUGACGGAUAAGGAAAAUUCACAGGGACACUUGAAUGCGAUUGAAAGCAUUCUAGGAUUCUCCGAUGUAGAGCGCUCUAACAUCGAUAAGGCUCGAGCGUACAAGUAGAAUCGUUUAGUGCACUACAAUCUUAG